AUGCAAAGUAACAACGAUAACUCUGGUAGAUCAAGCGUGCAGCCAGCAUGUGCUGCAUGCAAGCAUCAAAGGAAAAAAUGCAUCGAGGGCUGCAAACUGGCGGUCUAUUUUCCGGCCGAUAAGAGCCGAGAAUUUCAGGCGGUUCACAAAGUAUUUGGCGUGAGCAACGUCAUAAAGAUUGUGUAUGGUGUCGACGAAGAAGAUAGAACAAAAGUUGUAGACUCACUCAUCUGGGAAGCCCUUUGGAGGCAGAAGAAUCCGGUUCUAGGUCCCUAUGGAGAGUAUAAAAGACUUUGUGAAGAACUUAAAUCGUACAAAAGCCAAGCCCUAAUGCAAAGCCGCCACCAAAGUCAUCAAUUAGUCGGGGGUUUACCAGGACAAGGGGGAAUGAUUUUCCAGCCACCUUUAAUCGGAUGGCAUGAAGCAAAUAAUGUACUGAGUAUGGAAGAAGCAAUGUAUAACAACAACGCAGGGAAUUACAUUUGUCGCGAUAAAGCGGAUUCGAUGGUGCAAUUUGUGCAAAAUCCUACAAAAAUAAAGCAGGAAAGAGAUGUUGGUGGUGUUGUUAAUAUUCCAGUGGAGCAACAGGAGCCACAACGACUGCAACAAUCUAUGAAUUUUGUUUCUCAACAUGAACACUCUAUCACUAGAGGCUUUAACCAGCAAUACUACAUUUCAGGUUCAUUUUGUUGA
Messenger RNA from Mangifera indica (mango), 693 nucleotides. Its product is annotated as LOB domain-containing protein 2-like. The record is from RefSeq and is a predicted model, not a curated record. Bases 1 to 693 code for a protein of 230 amino acids. The transcript is spliced from 2 exons. NCBI's taxonomy places the organism in Eukaryota, Viridiplantae, Streptophyta, Magnoliopsida, Sapindales, Anacardiaceae.